Messenger RNA from Manihot esculenta (cassava), 1685 nucleotides. Its product is annotated as serine/threonine-protein kinase ATG1t. Gene Ontology annotation, molecular function: protein serine/threonine kinase activity; ATP binding. Gene Ontology annotation, cellular component: cytoplasm; autophagosome. Bases 56 to 1045 code for a protein of 329 amino acids. Lineage: Eukaryota; Viridiplantae; Streptophyta; Magnoliopsida; Malpighiales; Euphorbiaceae. The record is from RefSeq and is a predicted model, not a curated record. The transcript is spliced from 8 exons. Gene Ontology annotation, biological process: autophagosome organization; peptidyl-serine phosphorylation; protein autophosphorylation.
CUCAUCCGGUUAUCCCACUGCUACAUACAGUAUACAUUGGAUUUCGAAACUGCCCAUGAACGGUGAUGGUAUCGGCAACAAUGAAGAACGGGUUCAGAAGGACCAGAACUUUCUACUAGCUCUCUGUCAGAUAGAACGAUUAAGGUCAUCCUUUCCCGAUGCUUUGUUUCUCAUAAUCGAAAUGAACCUCGAAACAGCAAAUGCUUUUCCUGAUGCUUUCACAGUUGGUGACUAUGUACUGAAAUCAAAACUGGGAGGGAGUUCACUCUCCUCAGUUUGGAAAGCGGAGCACAGAGUAACCGGUGAAGAAGUGGCAGUGAAGCAAGUUGAUCUCUCUAAACUCAACAAACACUUGAAGAACUGUUUAGAUUGUGAGCUUCAUUUCUUGUCCUCUGUCAAUCACCCCAAUAUCAUUCGCCUCUUCGACGUGUUCCAGGUGGAGAGUUGUAUAUUUCUGGUUUUGGAGUUCUGCAAUGGAGGAAAUCUAGCCUCUUAUAUUCGACUGCAUGGGAGAGUUCAAGAGGAAAUUGCUAGAAGAUUCAUGCAACAGCUAGGGGCUGGUCUGGAAAUUCUACAAAGCCACCAUAUUAUGCAUAGAGACUUAAAGCCAGAUAACGUUCUACUAUCUGGACAGGAGGCUGAUAUGAUUCUCAAGAUAGCUGAUUUUGGUUUAUCAAGAAGUGUGCAACCAGGCAAGUAUGCUGAGACGGUAUGUGGUUCUCCCUUAUACAUGGCUCCAGAAGUUCUUGAAUUCCAAGGAUAUGAUGAUAAGGUUGACAUGUGGAGUGUUGGGGCAAUUCUUUUUGAGCUUCUUAACGGCUUCCCACCUUUUCGUGGUAGAACUAAUUUUCAGUUGCUGCAGAACAUCAAGUCAUCUACGUGCAUUCCAUUCUCUGAAUUCAUCCUCCCAGGGUUACAUCCAGACUGUAUUGAUAUGUGUUCCAGGCUACUGUCUAUAAAUCCAGCAAAUCGUCUGUCCUUUGAUGAGUUCUAUCAUCACAAGUUCCUGAGAGGAAAAGGACCAAGCAAGUUCUACGGCAAAUAGAUUCAUAACCUGCUUCAAUUCUUCAGCUCUGAAUUCUGCUCUGCUCCUCUUUAUGAUGCCAGGAAAUCUCAAACAUAACCGAGUUAUGUGAGAUAUCGCAUUGUGCUUCCCCUUUCAGUAUCUGCCCAGAUCAGAGUUAUUCAACAUUAUCACAGGGAAUGAGUUAUUGUUAAUCUGGUAGACUGGUACAAUGCCAAGUCGUUUCGGCAACAAGGAUAGAAUUUUGAGCGGCUGUGCAGUUCAGUUUAAUGUUGUGCAGCAGAUCCCUGAUGUUCAGUAUAGCUGAGAAUAUAUAGGAAAGAACAAGAAAGUAAGAGAAAGAAGCAGGGAAGAGACAGAUUGAAGAGAAAGGAUAGAAUUUAGAGAGACGAGAUUGAGAAUUUCUUUGAUAAUAUUCUAAAAUAGUUUCUAUAGUUACAAUAGCUGCUAUUUGUGCAGCUUUAGAUCUCCCUAGAACUGUUGACGCCCCGCUUUUAACCCCAGAACAUUAGUUCUUCUAACCGCCUGCUACUACGUACAGUCCAAGCUGCCUAUCUUAUUUCCUUCUACGGUCAAUCUCAGCUCUACUUCUCCUAUGGUAUGUAAUAUUUAACUUGCUAUAGCCAUGAUUUAAUGUUUCAACAUUUGCAAUUAGCUUGGC